This is a messenger RNA of Doryrhamphus excisus (bluestripe pipefish), 5202 nucleotides long. The record is from RefSeq and is a predicted model, not a curated record. NCBI's taxonomy places the organism in Eukaryota, Metazoa, Chordata, Actinopteri, Syngnathiformes, Syngnathidae.
UCGGAGAGUUCUUUUCACUCCGGAAUUAAAGAUUAUUAACAAUUUCCCCACGGAACUAAAUCCGCAGCGGACGGAUAUGCUUCCUCUUUCUGUUUGAUGGGAAAAGGUGAAUUGAUGCCGCCAACUACACAUAUUUGUACUUAAAAACAUACUUCAAAAAAGUCUAAAUUUAUUAACCCAAACCUGAUUCUUAUAAGAACUUUAGUUUAAUCUGCGUUCAUGUAAAGUUUUUAAGAGUUAGCUAAAUACUAGCCAAAAUGCUACGGCAACACUGCUGGGACAAUCGCCCGCCGCUGACAAUGACGUCACAUCCGACAACAGUGGUCUUAGAAGAAGCGGCAAGAGUACAAAAGCCCAACUUAAUGGCAGAUUUGUCAACUGCCAACAUGAGCCAAACUAUCGCCCGUGUAACAUCUUGAAUAGCCAUGACGCAGUCGAUUGUUGUCCAGGUUGGACAAUGCGGAAAUCAGAUUGGUUGUCGGUUUUGGGAUCUUGCUUUGAAAGAGCAUGCCCACUUUAACAAAAGCGGCUUGUACGACGACACCAUUGGAACGUUUUUCCAUAAUGUGGACUCAAGGAAUGGAGUACACGUAGCCGGUGGUGAAAGAAUCCAACUGCUGAAAGCACGGGCAGUGCUGGUGGACAUGGAGGAGGGUGUGGUCAGCGAGAUUCUGCAGGGUCCUUUGAGAGACGUCUUCGACAGCACUCAGCUCCUCACGGACGUAUCGGGUGCAGGCAACAACUGGGCAGUUGGACAUUUGACGUACGGGUCAACCUACAGGGACGAAAUACUGGACAAGCUGCGAAAGGCUGCAGAACUAUGUGACUGUCUGCAGUCCUUCUUUCUUCUCCACUCCAUGGGAGGAGGUACAGGUUCCGGACUAGGAACCAAAGUGCUCAGCCUCCUCAAGGAUGAAUUCCCUGAGGUGUGUAGAAUUGUCACCCCCGUGUAUCCGUCCUCGGAGGAUGAUGUCAUCAUCUCCCCCUACAACAGCAUCCUGGCCAUGAGGGAACUCACGGAGAAUGCUGACUGUGUCCUGCCUGUUGAAAAUCAGGCAUUGGUUGAGAUAUUGAACAAGAUCAAACAGACAUCCCAUCGUGGACAGUCAGGUGCCAUCAGGAAAGACGGCAUCGAGCGGCCGUUUGAUGCCAUGAAUAACAUUGUGGCGAAAAUGUUGCUCAACAUGACCAGCUCAGCGCGUUUUGAGGGCACCCUAAACAUGGACGUGAACGAAAUCACCAUGAACAUGGUUCCUUUCCCUCGAUUACACUACCUGGUGCCAAGCCUCAGUCCUCUUCACUCGUUGGCAGAUGUUCAUGCACCAACCAGAAGCCUGGAUCAAAUGUUUGCCGAUGCGUUCAGUAAAGGCCACCAGUUAAUGAAAGCCGACCCCAAGCAAGGUCUCUACCUGGCCUGUGCCCUCAUGCUCAGGGGGAACGUUCAAGUCUCUGACCUGCGCAGGAACAUCGAGAGGUACAAGCCUUUGUUCCCGUUCGUGUCGUGGAACCAAGAAGGGUGGAAGACGAGUCUGUGUUCUGUGCCCCCCGUUGGUCACGCUCGAUCCUUGCUAGCCUUGGCCAACACCACCGGACUCAAGUCCACAUUUGUGGAGCUGAGGGAACGCUUCACCAGGCUUUACAAGAAGAAGGCACACUUACAUCAUUACCUGCAAGUAGAUGGCAUGGAGCUGGCUUUAUUAGCAGAGGCCGUCACCUCCCUGGACUCUCUGAUUGACGAGUAUCGUCAUCUGGAUACGGGGAACUUGAUAUCGGAUAUACCGAGAGUCAACAUUGCUAAAUGAACGCUGUUCCUAUCGCUUUCGUGGCGUGUGUAGAAUAAAUACGCCAUUGACGUUAAAGUGAAAGCGAUAGGGAACCAGGAAGUAAAAAGUAUACCGACAGUCAAUAGAAAAGUUGAGGUAGAAAUGUAUGCAUAUUUCCAUAUUUCUGUGGAUUUAUUGUUCAGAUAGAGUUGUCAUGUUGUCACGGUUCACAUAGUUUGGUCUCAAACAAACAAGCAAAAGUGGACCAAAUACAUUUUGCACCAUACUGAGGAGGUGUUUACGUUUGGAGGCCUAUAUAAAAGGCCCAAAAAAAAGGCCAGCAUUGUUAGUGCAGUGAACGACGUCUCCUGUUUUAGUGCAGUGAACGACGUCUCCUGGUACUGGGUAAAGUAGAGGCCGGUUUGAGCUACAGUGAUUAUAGCCGCAUGAACGCCACAACACGACAAUAGACCACGCCCACGACAAGAUAGAGUGACAAACUCCCGACCGGGAUCGCUGCAUCCACUUGCAACUCCUGUGGAACCGGUUUUCGCCGUGCCAGUCGUAGAGCAACGAAAACACCCGGAUCAGCAGCCCCACUGCGCGUCAACCCGGCUUUAGUUUAGGUGCCGGGGGUCGGCAACCUUUACUAUCAAAGGAAAAUAGACCGAUAAUAACAAUAAUUUAAAAACCAUAUCUUUCUUGAUUUUACCAGUUUUAACAGCAGAAUAUAACAAACUGUUGUUUCUCGCCACAUUUGAAGCAUAAAAGCUUCCGCUUCCUGUCCAUUCCUCAAACUCAUCCAAUCGCUAGUCAGAACUCUGCCAGGAUUCAUUCAGGGUCUCACAGAGAGUCUGAUUUUUUUUUAUUUUUUAGAAACUCAUUACAAAAAGAUACUUAAGCAUUGCUAAAGGAGCCGCAACAAAGAAGCUGAAGAGCCACAUGCGGCUCUGGAGCCGUGGGUUGCCAACCCCUGGUUUGGUUUAGGGCUUCAAAAUAAAACUGAUAUUGAAAAAUCAAAGUUUCUAUUGACUGUCAGUGUACUAAAAGUAUAACAGUACUUCUCAAAUAACGGCAGGGAGUACUUUCAAUGUUAGUGCAGACCUGCCAACAUGUACUGAGCAUGCCAUUUGACUCCAGAACAGGGGUCUCAAACACGCGGCCCGCGGGCCAAAUGUGGCCCGCAGGACACUAGUUUGAGGCCCCCCGCCUUGAUAUGAAAGUUUAAUGUUAGUUUGAUAUGGAUGCUGUAUGGUAUCAUGUACCCAGAAAAAAUUAUUACGUUUGAUUCAUGUUCAUGUUAAAGGUUAAAUAACUGUUAAUAGUUAUCCUCCCUAUCCGUGUGGAAGUGGUAAGUUUUUGGCUAUUUAAGUUUAGAGGAAAUAACUUGAAGGCUACCGUUUAGGUCGCUAGCUCUCUCGUUUGCGAGUUAGCAUGUGUCUCAAGACCCUGCAGUUGCGCAAUAUGUUGUAAAUAAAAAGAGUAUAAAUGUGACGAUAGUCGUGUUUUGUCAUGUCUACAGGGCUCUAAUAAUGCUUUGUUCAUUUUAAUCUGAAAAAAAUCAUUUGUCUACCCACCAACUAUAUGUGCUUUCUUAAGUUUUUAUUAUUUGCUGUUUUAUUAUAUUAUAUUUAUUUAUUACUGAUUGAUUGAUUUGUUUAUUUAUUUUUCAUCUUAUUUUGUGCAGAAAAAUAAAAAGGAAGAUAUUUGAGAACAGUGCAAUGUUUUAUCAGAGCUUUUAUUGUAGAAAAUCGGAACCAAAGCACUGAAAAAGUUUGUAUAUUUUUCUGUUUUUAAUAAAACAAUAAUAAAUAAUUGUCUGUACUGUAGCAAUAAUUCCACUGUGGAAUAAGAAUGUUUAAAAUAAAUCCUUUAAAGGCCCAAAUUAUGAUUAUUAUUAAUAUUGUGACCAAAACUGCAAAACCUGAAGACCGGGUCUGUGCUUUGGGUCUGUUUUUCCUCGUAGGAAUCAUAUCAAACGCAAGUCUGAAAACAUGUCACCCGAGUAACCACACGUCUUCUGACAAACACAGGAAGUUAUCCACUGCAUCUUCCACUCUGUCGUCGCGCCUCCUGGGCAUCGGAAGUUGACCUUGAUCAUUCGUGACUUGUUGGGGGAACAGCAGCGCUUAUCCAUACAGGUGCCGCAGUACAUGGGCUUGAACCUCUUGGUACUUGAACAACCCGAGAGUAUCAACUUUUCCCCUUUUUUUGCCUGGAAUUGACGUUGGCAUGUUUUUCCUUUCGGCACCUGCGUGUGACAAUCCACAGUCAUUUUAUUUCCAUCCACAGAAUUCCCAUUCUUUGGAUGGUUUGUGUAACCACCUUAAUGUUGUUCAUCACGUUCUUCUUACAUGGGCGCAGCAAACACAGACGCGUGUCUUUUGUCAUCUCACAUUUGCCGUUAUCGUUGCUGACGCGCACGGAAACUCCCAGGCCGCAGGACUUGGAACAGGGGCUCCAGGUGGUCGUUUGGAUCAGACAGUUCUUUUUCCAGGCCAAGUGAGGAUCCCUGUAAGCUUCAGUGGUAAUUACACGGGAUGGUGUCAAUAGCAACCUUGGUGGGGGGGUCCUGUAAUACUUAUAUAUAUAUAUGGAUAUGCUAAUGUUAAGUGAUUAACCCUUCAAAAUGAAUACCAUCACGUAACGUGGGCGGCACGGUGGGCGAGUGGUUAGCGCGCAGACCUCACAGCUAGAAGACCAGGGUUCGAUUCCACCCUCGGCCAUCUCUGUGGAGUUUGCAUGUUCUUUUCUCCGGGUACUCCGGUUUCCUCCCACAUUCUAUAUAAUGGGACUCAUGACGGGCUUGUCAACCCAUCGGAAAGAACACUAAACUCAUCACGCAGCCACUUAACACAUAUACAAGACAAGUACUGAUAGUAUAAGGUAAACAUAAACAAAAAAAAAUCUACUUCAACUCCUCCAUAAUGCAUUAUUUCCAGCUCUAUUUUAGUUGUCAUUAAACUAACAAAGUAGUUUGCAUGUUCUACCUGUGCGUUUUUGGGUUCUCUCCGGGUUUCCUCCCACAUUCCAAAAACAUGCUAGGUUAAUUAGCCACUCCAAAUUGUCCAUAGGUAUGAAUGAGAGUGUGAAUGGUUGUUUGUCUAUAUGUGCCCUGUGAUUGGCUGGCCACCAGUCCAGGGUGUACCCCGCCUCUCGCCCAAAGACAGCUGGGAUAGGCUCCAGCGGUAUAAAAUGAAUGAAUGAAUGAAUAAUGUGUAAGGUGUGGUUACCUGACAUGUACAUUGUAUCCUGCGCAUGUUUUUUGGAACUCUUGCUCCCCGGCAGGUUUCCCAUGAGCGGAGCGGGUCCCAAAAGACCUGCAGGCUUCUGAAAGAACGCCGGAGUACACCCGAUGACGCCUGCGAUGCACGUGCACUUGUAAAGGGGACUAGGCCGGAAAGCUUCCCCGUUCUCGUAGUGGGCUCCGUUAAGGUCA